Brassica napus (rape) is the source of this 567-nucleotide messenger RNA. RefSeq lists its product as uncharacterized. Gene Ontology annotation, molecular function: zinc ion binding. The record is from RefSeq and is a predicted model, not a curated record. The transcript has a single exon. The coding region runs from base 1 to 567 and encodes 188 amino acids. NCBI's taxonomy places the organism in Eukaryota, Viridiplantae, Streptophyta, Magnoliopsida, Brassicales, Brassicaceae.
AUGACUCGAUGGUUUUUCAAACGUAGAACUUUAAGUUCUAAGCAUAAACAGCCACUGACCGUUGCUGCAGAGAAGAAGAUUGAUCGAAGGAUUGAGAAGGGUAAGAAGUUUCAGGUUUUCCCAGUUAGCGAUGACAUGUUUUUGGUUCGAGGUGACACUUUUGAAUGUAUGGUCGACUUGGUCAGACGCACAUGUUCAUGUGGGAAAUUCGAUCUGAUGAAAAUCCCAUGCAGACACGCCAUAAAAGCAGCUUUCAGCGCAGGCAUACAAGCACACACUCUCACAUACGACAUGUACACCACUGCUUCAUGGAGAUCGAUUUAUGAGGAAAGCAUAAAUCCUAUUAGUGUCCCGGAAGAUGUAUGGAUUGUCCCAUCUCACGUACAACAAGCGAAAGUCCUUCCUCCAGAAACUAGAAGAGCUGCAGGUCGCAGAAAGAAACGUAGGUACGAGAAAGUUGAAGACAAGAUCUGUUCGUCACAAGGAACUCAAAGCUCUAAACAUCGUAAAUGCAGUCGAUGUGGUAUUGAAGGUCACAACCGGUCAACAUGUGAUAGAGCAAUAUAG